Messenger RNA from Phragmites australis (common reed), 698 nucleotides. RefSeq lists its product as uncharacterized. NCBI's taxonomy places the organism in Eukaryota, Viridiplantae, Streptophyta, Magnoliopsida, Poales, Poaceae. The record is from RefSeq and is a predicted model, not a curated record. The coding region runs from base 89 to 478 and encodes 129 amino acids. The transcript has 4 exons.
AGGAGGGGUAAAGGCCAAGGCAGAAGGGCUUGUUUGGCUUCCUCUCCUCUUCCUCGGCGGCGCCUGCGAAACUCAUCCGCCCGCCGCCAUGGCCAAGUUCAACGUGGUGCAGAAGAACAGGCGCGAAUGGAAGCAGGACCGCAAGCGCCGCGCCCAUGGGGAGCCCGGCACCGGCAAGCUCAAGCAGCGGACCGCGCCCGUCUCCGUGUCCGGCAAGCGGAAGCGCAAGCUCGAGCGCCGCCUCAACCGGGAGCAGAAAGAGGCUGCGAUGAUUAAGGCGCUGGAGAACAACAUGGGGGAUGUCGUUAUGGUAUCUGCUGAAGAGUCUUCAGAAGCUGCAAAGGGUAAGUCUCAAGUGAAGUUCAGUGUGAAGAAAAACUCAAGUGUACAGAUCAAAAGAUUAAAAGGCAAAGGUAGAAAGAAAGCCAAAAAUGCAAAGCCACCUACCAAGGAGAAAGUUGACGCCAUGGUAGAAUGACUGGUACUGUGAUAUGAGACUUUGUACGUUUUCUGAGAGCACCAGUAGGGACUGCAGUGACUGACCUUUGUCGAAUACCCGAGCAUGAACUUACCUUGCUCCUCUACCGCCUGAAUGUUCAUUAGAAACUACAUAGCUUUGGUAUUAAUGUAUCGAACUUAAGACAUGAAUCAAGACUUGACUAGUAGAACUGAAUGUAUGGUUUCCUUGUUUCUGUAAA